Drosophila yakuba is the source of this 2777-nucleotide messenger RNA. Its product is annotated as neurofilament heavy polypeptide. NCBI's taxonomy places the organism in Eukaryota, Metazoa, Arthropoda, Insecta, Diptera, Drosophilidae. The coding region runs from base 151 to 2682 and encodes 843 amino acids. The transcript is spliced from 2 exons. The record is from RefSeq and is a predicted model, not a curated record.
GUUGCUCCCCCAACAGUUCGGAAAACGAAACCUCUGUCUGUGGACCCCCAGAAAUCGGGAGCUUGAUUUAAGAACCAGAGCGAUACAAGUCAAGAAUCCCAGUGCGUGCGUGAAAGUAGAAACCCGAAGAAAAUCACCAAAAAAAAAACCAUGACCAAGUUCGUGGUGGUGGGCAUGUGCCUGCUGAUGGCCUUUGGCCAGAUGGCUUCCGUUUCCGCCGUGACCGAGGCUCCGGAGGUGGAGCAGUCAACGGAGUCGCCCAUCGCCGACAUGGCGCUGAUUGCUGAUGCGCCAAUGGCUCCCAAAACGCCCACGGAGAAGCCGCCCGUUGUCCAGGUAGCCCCAAUGGUGGUGGAGGCUCAGGAGAAGUCCGCUCCGGUGGCCCCACAACCCCACACGGUGGCCGACUUUAUCAUCCACCCGCUGAUCGCCUUCAAGCCACGCCAGGCCUCCCUAGAGGAAAUUCAGGGCAAACAGGCACCAGCCACACCCGGCUCCAGUGCCCCGGCGUCCCCGGGAACCUGGCUAUUCGGCAUGAAUCCCGCUCAGCAGCUUGGCUCCUCCUUCUCGACACUGGCUGGUUCUGUUUCCGGUUGGUUCAACGAUCGCCUGGCGGCUGCCGGACAGCAGCUGCCCGGUUUGGUGGAAACCCCGGUGAGGGAGUCCACCACGAGCACUAGCACAACGACCUCCACGACCACCCAGCGGCCAGACAUCGUGGUGCGAGUGCAGCAGCGUCCCCAGAGGAAUGGCAACCGCAAUGGAAACCGAAAUGGCAAUGGAAACCUUAACGGCAAUGGCAAUGGAAACCUCAACGGCGGAAACUUGAACAACAACAGGCGUCGCCAGCGUCCUAACCGCUUCAACAACCGACUGGACUCCUUCGAGGAUGACUAUUAUGAGGACGAUUACUUCCAGGGCAACCGAUUCGAUGAGGAGUUCGACGACGAUGAGGACGAGCAAAGCCUGGAGCAAUUUGAGGAUGACGACUCCUUGGAGCUGCGUCCUCAGCAGAAGCCCAAGCGCAAACAGACCCAGGUGCAGGCCCAAAAUCAGCGCAGGAAGUUCCAGCAGGAAGAGCAGGUGGUCAGCCAGAAGCGCCGCCAAUCGGUGACCCAAAACAAGAAGCCCAAGGUGCAGAAGAAGCCAGUUCAGCCGGUGGUUGAGGAGUCGCAGGAUGAGGAGGAGUUGGAGGAUGACGAGAACGAUGAUGAGGAGGAUGAAGAGCAGGUGCAGGAGGACGACAGCCAGGAGCAGGACUUCCAGCCCGAGCCGAUCUUCGGUUCCAGCUCCUCGUCGACUAGGCGCAGCCAGAACCAGCCCAACUUCAUCCAGCGCGGUCAGCAGAGCAUCAUCAGUCAGAUUAGGCAGUUCACCCGGGGUCAAACGCCCGGAGAACUGGCCAACACCUUGCGCAGAGGUCCAUCCACAUCAUCCUCGGGCUCCUCGAAGACCCGUCGGCCCCAGCAGACGACGCUACUGGUAAACCGCAAUGGCCAGACCGUUUACGUGGCCCCCGAGCUGCUGGGACUAAACUCUCCCUAUCCCUACGCCUAUGUCCAGGGUCAGACGAAGAAACAGAGGGUUCCCGUCAACGGUGCAUUCCCACAGCCGCCACUAACGGUGCCGGUGAGGCGUCAAGGUCGUCCCACCCAGUACAUCACGAUUCCCUGGAGCCAGCUGGGCCUCUCACCGCCCGACCAGCAAUCGAUCGUCUCCCUGGCCGAGGGCAUCCAAGCGCAGCCCCUCAUUCUGAAUAUUCCGCAGAGCGCCAUUAGCCCGGUGAGGGGUGGUGCCAGCUCGAGCGGCCAGAAGAAGAAGCGUCCCCAGCUGACCGCAUCGGCGGUUCCCCUCUUGGCCGACGCCUCCCUUAUGGACAUCUUCCAGCCUCCCCAGAUCCCGCCCUCCAGAAACGGAUCACCCUCUUCCGGAUCCUCCAUUAAGCCCAUCUCCGCCCAGCCCGUCCUUAUUGCCGCUAAGCCCGUAAAGGCGGGUGCAGUGGGAACCACCGGACUGCUGCCCACUCGCAUUCGUCCAGGAACGAUUGUGGAGAAGGCACCGGCUGUGGAGGCGUUGGAGAAGCCCAUGGAGGUAACCGAAAUCCAGCAGGAACAGGAGAUGAUGGCCACGGAGCCAGCUGCUGCUACCCCGCAAAUGGCAGCCAGCGGAUCCGAGCAGCAGGAGUUCAUCUUGGUUGGCGAUGAUGAUGAGCCGGGCGUCUCCCGACAUGUCCAGCCAGCUUUCGGUGAUGCCCGCUAUGUGUCCUACGGCGAUUUUCAUCCUUACCUCGAUCUGCUAACCCAAAAUAGGCGAUUCGCGCUUAGGAAGAGCGGCAGGGCUUUAGAGAUACUCGAACAGCCGGUGGCCCCCAAAGGAGAAUCGCAGAAGGAGGAGCUCCCCAAGGAGAAGGAGCAGAAGGAGGAGCUUCCCAAGAAAGAAGUCCAGGUAGAGGAGAUUAAGACGGAGGAGCCCCAGAAGGAGGAAAACAACAAGCAGAAGCCCCAGAAUGAGGAGAACAACAAGGAGAAGCCCCAAACAGAGGAGCCCCAGAAGGAGGAGCCCCAAAAAGAAGAACCACAGAAGAUGGAACCCCUGAAGGAGGAGCCCCAGAAGGAAGAGACCCAGAAGAAGGAGAUCCAGAAGGAGGAACCCAAAGUGGAAAAUCCACAGCUGGCAGCAUAAUUUUGUAAACGAACAAACCUCCAAAAAUCGAACCCAAACGAGCUCGAAUUGAAAUAAUGAAGAUAACAAAAAAAAUAUGACAAACAAAACCAAAA